Oldenlandia corymbosa var. corymbosa is the source of this 294-nucleotide messenger RNA. The record is from the annotation of a GenBank genome assembly. Lineage: Eukaryota; Viridiplantae; Streptophyta; Magnoliopsida; Gentianales; Rubiaceae.
AUGGCAAAGAACCACCGUUCUUGCAUCUUGGAGAUUGAUCUAAACCAGCCAGCGGCCUUUGAUGAAGAGGAGAACGCCGGCAUAAACAUAGCGGCGGCGGAGGUGGUGGCUUCGGUUGUCAACUCCGGCCAAGUCAGCAUGGUUAGAGAUGAAAUCCAUUCCAAUCAUCAACAUCAUGGUGGGAUUUCGGAAAAUCCUCCAAGGAUGAGGAGGACACCCCGAAAAGAUGUUCGGGCCGAUGAAUGUUCCAAACCCAACCACGGUGGUGACGGCGGCACCGAGGGAGGAGGAUGA